AUGGGACACGACAAACAGCCCAAUGGCUUUAUGAACGGGAAAGUCAGUCACGGUGGAGGUGAACACGGCGGCGCCGGCAAAACUACCCUCUUGAACGUGCUCAAUUCUCGUAACCGUGGUAACUUGAUUGUUGACGGCGACAUACGUGUCAAUGACAAGUUGAUAGGCAAAGGGAUCACCAGUGUGUCUGCGUACGUCCAACAGGAUGACGUAUUCGUAGGGGCGCUCAAGGUGAAGGAGCAUCUGUGGUUUCAGGCAAUGCUCCGCAUGGAUCCAGAGAUAUCUUUUAAAGACAGGGAGAGAAGAAUGAAAGAGGUGAUGCAUGAGAUGAGUCUGACCAAGUGUCAGGACACCAGUAUAGGUAUACCAGGGAAGGUGAAAGGCAUUUCUGGAGGCGAGAUGAAGAGGCUGUCAUUUGCCGCCGAGUUGCUGACCAACCCCCCUUUGAUGUUUUGCGACGAGCCGACCUCGGGGCUGGACAGCUACAUGGCCCAAAAUGUGGUGGACACACUGAAGAGAAUGGCAGCUACAGGGAAAACUGUCGUCUGCACCAUCCACCAGCCGUCGUCCGAAGUGUUUGCCAUGUUUGAUAGAAUAUUGCUGAUGGCCGAGGGCAGAGUGGCAUACAUGGGCCCAGCAAAGGACACAUUAGAAUACUUCAAGAGCGGUGGCUUCACCUGUCCCGUAAACUAUAACCCGGCUGACUUCUUCAUCCACACCCUGGCUAUUGUACCGGGAGAGGAGGCGGAGUGUCAGGAUAUCGUCAGGGUUGGUUUUUAAAAUUUUCUUAUUGAUUUUAUUCUCUCUUGUUUGAACCUUUAACAUUGUGCUGUAGAAUGGCAUCGCAUAAAGUUACCAGAAAAGUGACAAUCUGAUGGAAUUGGUUUGAUUGGACGGUCCAUAAACUUGCAUUCAUUUCCAAUGGCAGUAUCAAAGCUGAACAGCAAAGCAGAAUAAAGCAGAAAGUAAAUUUGACUACCUUUCAAUACCGUUGGUCCUCCAGUGAAAGCUACCUGAUAUGUAUGAUAUAUAUGCAAGCUUUAUUUAGUGUUGAUAUCUUUAAUAAAAGUAAAUAAGUAGACUGAAAAUAAAGUCAUGUGCUUUCAAUACAAAGGCAUCAUUCUACUCUCCCUGUAAAAUAAAAUUAGUACAAAUUUGGUCAUACAGUUAUAUUCAUACUUCUGUAAAGAAGUAUAUUUCAUAACAAAGGAUAUAUUCAGCAAAAUUGUCCUUUUUCAUCCCUUGGCGAAUUUUCUUCAGUAGUGUAAUCAUGUGAGAAAUGAUCGCAUGGCUCUUCGUGGUUAUAACACAAUUUCUGGUGAACAUUUUCACAAGAUUAACUAUCGUAACAAUAGCACAAGCCUUAAAAAGGCCUUUACCAUUUAGGUGGCCAAAUAAUUUUACACAAUUUUUACUUCACCAGAAAUAUAAUCAUAAGUAUUACUUUAACGUACAGUUUAUUUUUAUUGCAACACGAUUAGAGUAGAAAUGUUAUCAAAGACAGAAUGAUGACUUUGUUUUAGAAUUGCUUACUUUAAGGCUUUGCGAACAGAAACCGUGGUUCAAUUUUUGACAAACAUGACUCGUGUUUUUUAAUCUCUCGUGAGCAAUUUUCAUCUGGCAUUGAUCCAAUGUCAAUGAGACGAUACCCUCUUCUCAUUUCAACCGUUUGUGCAACCGUGCUUGUGGAUUCGGGAUCUAAUUCCUGGAAUGAAAAUUUACAUUUGGUAUCACAUGUUCGCAUGAUGUGCCCUAGUUGAUUAAGACAUACUGAUCAAAAUUAAAGAAAAUGACAAGAGAUAUUUACUGCAACUAAAACAAUUCCUCUCUCGUUCUUUCUUUCGUUCAUUCUAAACCAUUAUUGUAAAAUAUCUUGAAAAAUAUCUCCAGUGGGCGUAUAAGAUUGAAAAAUAUUAAUUACAACUGGACGUCUAACAUAGAUAUAUACCCCUACGUACAAAAUGUCACCCCACCACGUUUACGUGUACUGCUACAAGGGCACCCAUAGUUUUAACUUUUCUAUAACAUAAAAACUAGGAAACCGAUCGUCGUGUACAUUUGCGAUGCGAGUAGUAUAACAUUAACCUACCCAGCAUAAGCAUUAAAAUACUUCAACACAAAUUAGUUUUAAUACGAGGCUUCUAAGUGAGAGGGAUACAUUUUGUACCAAAGGGUUGACAUAGGUAAGAGUUCUGACCCGCCGAAUAGCCAAAAGGUUGAGUUGUUCCAUGAGAACCAGUGUAGGGUUAGACAUCAUGACCAAACAGGAACAUAGGCAAGAUUUCCUGGGUAAGGCCGACCAAAGGAAACCACACCCAGAGAAGAGAGAUUGCUAAUACGCCUUACGCGUAGAAAACAUUUCGUGAUAUUUAAAAACUUGAGUAAAC
Lingula anatina is the source of this 2387-nucleotide messenger RNA. Its product is annotated as protein white. The record is from RefSeq and is a predicted model, not a curated record. NCBI's taxonomy places the organism in Eukaryota, Metazoa, Brachiopoda, Lingulata, Lingulida, Lingulidae. Gene Ontology annotation, cellular component: plasma membrane; cytoplasmic vesicle membrane. Gene Ontology annotation, biological process: transmembrane transport. Gene Ontology annotation, molecular function: ATP hydrolysis activity; ATP binding; ABC-type transporter activity.